Messenger RNA from Glycine soja, 915 nucleotides. RefSeq names its product sugar transport protein 5-like. Gene Ontology annotation, molecular function: carbohydrate transmembrane transporter activity. The record is from RefSeq and is a predicted model, not a curated record. The transcript is spliced from 2 exons. Lineage: Eukaryota; Viridiplantae; Streptophyta; Magnoliopsida; Fabales; Fabaceae. Gene Ontology annotation, biological process: transmembrane transport. Bases 1 to 726 code for a protein of 241 amino acids. Gene Ontology annotation, cellular component: membrane.
AUGGAACGGGAAAGUUUUGCAGUCAUUUUUGAGCACCAGUAUCGGCCCCAGUUGGUGAUGGCGUUUGCGAUUCCGUUGUCUCAGCAACUUUCGGGGAUCAACACUGUCGCCUUUUAUGCGCCAAACCUGUUUCAGUCUGUGGUAAUCGGCAAUAACUCGGCGUUGCUUUCGGCUGUUAUACUGGGACUCGUCAACCUUGCUUCCACUCUUGUCUCAACUGCUGUUGUUGAUCGAUUUGGUCGAAGGCUCUUAUUCAUUGUGGGUGGCAUUCAAAUGCUACUUUGCAUGAUUUCGGUGGCUGUUGUGUUGGCAGUGGGGAGUGGUGUUCAUGGUACAGACCAAAUUUCAAAGGGCAACUCCAUUGCUGUGCUGGUGCUAUUGUGCUUCUACGCCGCAGGUUUUGCUUGGUCGUUGGGCCCUCUUUGCUGGCUGAUUCCAAGUGAGAUAUUCCCAAUGAAGAUCAGAUCCACGGGACAAAGCAUAGCCAUUGCUGUGCAGUUCUUGACAACAUUUGUUUUAUCCCAGACAUUCUUGACAAUGCUAUGCCACUUCAAGUUUGGAGCUUUUCUCUUCUACGCUGGUUGGCUUGUACUCAUCACCAUCUUUGUUAUACUGUUCUUGCCCGAGACCAGAGGCAUUUCUUUGGAUUCCAUGUAUGCAAUAUGGGGCAAACACUGGUAUUGGCGCCGGUUUGUUGUUGAAGGACAAGUUAUACAACCAAGAUAAUCUUUCAAUGAACUAAUUAGUAGUACAUGUAUAUAGGGUUGGUCUUGUUUGUAAGCAUGAAAAGAAAAUUAUCUGCAUGAAUUCUAUCGAUGCAAGAAAUUCUACUAGAUAAACGCUUAUCUAAUUGUAAAGGGCUUAAAUAUCUAAUUGUAAAGUAUGUACAAUGUAUUGCAUGGCUGCACUAUUCCA